UUCAAAUAUUUACAUUUUCUCCGUUCAAUCCACUGCAAAGCUGCCUUCUUUGGAGGAAGCCUCGAGAUAAUCCGACAAUGGCGCUUGCUAAGCUCUGCGGCAGCUCCAAUGGCUCCGACCUCCUCGGAGCUCCAUCUUGAGCUUGCCUGCCUGCUCCCCGAAUCGAGAUCUCGCUAACCAUAUUCCAAAGCUUGGACCUUGGGGCGUCAGGUCGUCUCUACCGAUAAAUUUCUAGGGUUCAGUGGUAGAUCACAGCUAUUCGCAUAGUACUUUUGUCUUCGAAACCAGGGAAUUGUCUUUCGCCAUUCUCCAAUUUACUCCUCGCAGCUGGUUCCGCCCCUGUGGAUAUAUGUUAUCUUGCCUGAUUAAAUCCAUUGCUUGCUGGUUCAUACUUCUUUCUUGAGCCUUCGCUGGAGUUCCAAUUUAUUACCUUUUCCAUACCAUGAUCUCCAACUAGGGCUUCUUCGAAAUUUCCCUGCAAUUUUGGCAUCAUGUGGAAGCAGUUCGUUAGCAAAUUACAACGCAAGUCCUCGAAAUCUGAGGCCACUUCAGAUUCAUUCUCGUCCAGCAAUUCCAAUGGUGGUGGUGCAAAUUUUGGUAACCCAAUACAAAGUUCUAGCAUUGGCAAUCCAGCAUCCAGCAAAUCUGCUGCUGCUGUGAAACGGAUGACCUCUUCUGUGUUCCCCUCCAGUGUAGUGGCUGGAAUUGAACCGCUUCUCUCCUUUAGAGAUGUCUCCAAUGCAGAAAAAUCUAACCUUUUCAUUAGCAAGUUGAAUAUUUGCUCUGUAGUCUUUGAUUUCUCUGAUCCAGACAAGAACUCAGCUGAGAAAGACAUAAAGCGUCAGACUUUGGUAGAUCUUGUGGACUAUGUCCAUUCUCGUCCUCGGUUCACUGAGGCCAUGAUUGAAGAAAGCUACAAGAUGUUUGCCUCUAACCUAUUUAGGGUUUUCCCACCAAAUUAUCGAUCCAGCAGAGGGGGUGGUGAGUAUGAGGAAGAAGAACCAAUGUUUGAUCCUGCAUGGUCGCAUUUGCAACUUGUCUAUGAAUUAUUGCUUCAAUUUAUUGCUUCCCCAUCCCUCGAUGCCAAGGCGGCAAAGAAGUAUGUUGAUCAUUACUUCAUAUUGAGAUUGUUAGAUCUGUUUGACUCUGAGGAUCCAAGGGAAAGAGAGUGUUUGAAAACAAUCUUACACAGAGUUUAUGGAAAGUUCAUGGUUCACAGGCCUUUCAUUCGCAAAGCUGUUAGCAAUAUAUUUUUCCGUUUUAUCUUUGAAACGGAGCGGCAUAAUGGGAUUGCAGAGUUGUUGGAGGUUCUUGGAAGUGUGAUUAGUGGUUUUGCUUUACCUUUGAAAGAGGAACACAAGAUCUUUCUUUGCAGGGCACUGCUUCCUCUUCAUAAAACUAAGGCUGUAGGAAUUUACAUGCAACAGCUGACUUACUGUGUGACACAAUUUAUAGAGAAAGAGCCAAGGCUAGCAAGUACAGUUAUAAUGGGGUUGUUGAAGUACUGGCCCUUGACAAAUAGUCAGAAGGAGGUUAUGUUCUUAAGUGAGUUAGAGGAGAUUUUGGAAUCGACGAAUGCAAUUGAGUUGCAAAAGUGUAUGGUACCUUUGUUUCGGAGGAUUGCUUGCUGCCUUAACAGUCCCCACUUUCAGGUUGCAGAGAGAGUACUGUUGUUAUGGAAUAACGACCAUAUCAUGGGCAUGGUAGCUCAGAACCGCCAGGUAAUUGUGCCUCUCAUCAUUCCAGCCCUGGAGAGGAAUGCUAGCAGCCACUGGAGCCAGGCAGUCUUGAACUUGACACUGAAUGCCAAGAAGAUGUUCUCAGAAAUGGAUGAGGAGCUAGUUUUAGCUUGUCAGAGGAAGCUUGAAGAAGAGGAAAGGAAGCUGCCAGCAACAGAGGAAAGGAAGAGGAUGAAAUGGGAACAACUGGAGAAGGCUGCUUCCACCUUCCGGCCGGUGGCUGGGAAAACUGCCGUUCUGGUAACUCCUGCCUUAGCUCCUUGAAAUGUAUUAGCCAUUCUUAUCCAGCUUCUGUAAGGAUCGCUUCAAUGCUAUUCUUAAGCAUCCAAUACAUAAAUAUAUAUUUUAAUCUCCUCUCUUUUUUUGAUCCUCUCCUUGUAGUAUUAUGCUUUCUUUCUGUUAUUGAAAUAUGGAAUGACAAGUUUAUUCUAUAGGGAGUUCCCAUCAUUUCUAUUAAGAUGAUGUUAAGAUAUUGAUAUCAAGUUUUAAAAAUAUCUUCUGCUAAGGUGAAAAA
Messenger RNA from Dendrobium catenatum, 2253 nucleotides. RefSeq names its product serine/threonine protein phosphatase 2A 57 kDa regulatory subunit B' kappa isoform. Gene Ontology annotation, biological process: signal transduction. Bases 492 to 2003 code for a protein of 503 amino acids. Lineage: Eukaryota; Viridiplantae; Streptophyta; Magnoliopsida; Asparagales; Orchidaceae. Gene Ontology annotation, cellular component: protein phosphatase type 2A complex. The record is from RefSeq and is a predicted model, not a curated record. The transcript has 4 exons. Gene Ontology annotation, molecular function: protein phosphatase regulator activity.